CCCAGGGGAACACGGGCAGCCAGGCUCUGGGAGCCAGAUUGCAAAUUCUUCUCCGUGACUCAGUCGGCUCCGCGCAGCGCAUAGUAGGCGGCAGCGGCGGCCGAAGCGGAGACUACCGAGCAGCAGAGCGCCAAGAUGGAGUAUGAGUGGAAACCCGACGAGCAGGGGCUUCAGCAGAUCCUGCAGCUGCUCAAAGAAUCGCAGUCCCCGGACACUACAACGCAGAGGGCCGUGCAACAAAAACUGGAACAACUCAAUCAGUAUCCAGACUUCAAUAACUACCUGAUAUUUGUUCUUACAAAGUUAAAAACUGAAGAUGAACCAACAAGAUCACUAAGUGGUCUUAUUUUGAAGAAUAAUGUCAAAGCUCACUUUCACAACUUUCCUAAUGGAGUAACUGACUUCAUUAAAAGUGAAUGCUUAAAUAAUAUUGGUGAUUCCUCUCCACUAAUCAGAGCCACUGUAGGUAUCUUGAUUACAACUAUUGCCUCAAAAGGAGAAUUGCAGAACUGGCCUGAACUUUUACCAAAGCUUUGUAGCCUGCUUGAUUCUGAAGACUACAAUACUUGUGAGGGUGCAUUUGGAGCUCUUCAGAAGAUAUGUGAAGAUUCAGCUGAAAUCUUAGACAGUGAUGCUUUAGAUCGUCCCCUUAAUAUCAUGAUCCCCAAGUUUCUACAAUUCUUCAAACACAGCAGUCCAAAAAUAAGGUCCCAUGCAGUUGCUUGUGUCAAUCAGUUUAUCAUCAGUAGAACUCAAGCCCUUAUGCUGCACAUUGAUGGAUUUAUUGAGAAUCUGUUUGCGUUGGCUGGAGAUGAGGAGCCUGAAGUACGUAAAAAUGUUUGUCGGGCUCUGGUAAUGCUGCUGGAAGUUAGAAUGGACCGUUUACUUCCUCAUAUGAUUAGUAUUGUUGAGUACAUGCUGCAAAGAACUCAGGACCAAGAUGAAAAUGUGGCUUUAGAGGCUUGUGAAUUCUGGCUGACUUUGGCUGAACAGCCAAUUUGUAAAGAUGUAUUGUAUCGACAUCUUACAAAGUUGAUACCUGUCCUUGUAAAUGGUAUGAAGUAUUCAGAAAUAGAUAUCAUUCUGCUGAAGGGAGAUGUUGAGGAAGAUGAAGCAAUUCCAGAUAGUGAACAAGAUAUAAGACCUCGGUUUCACCGUUCACGAACAGUAGCUCAGCAGCAUGAAGAAGAUGGUAUUGAAGAUGAGGAAGAUGAGGAAGAUGAGCUUGAUGAUGACGACACUAUUUCUGACUGGAAUUUAAGGAAAUGUUCAGCUGCUGCCCUUGAUGUUCUUGCCAAUGUAUUCCGUGAUGACCUGCUGCCACAUAUUUUGCCCCUUCUAAAAGAAUUGCUUUUUCAUCCAGAAUGGGUGGUGAAAGAAUCAGGCAUCCUUGUUCUAGGAGCAAUUGCUGAAGGUUGUAUGCAGGGUAUGAUUCCAUAUCUUCCCGAGCUAAUUCCUCACCUUAUUCAGUGCCUCUCUGAUAAAAAGGCUCUUGUGCGCUCCAUUACUUGCUGGACUCUUAGUCGCUAUGCACAUUGGGUAGUCAGUCAACCCCCAGACACAUACUUGAAGCCAUUAAUGACUGAGUUGCUAAAGCGUAUCCUUGAUAGUAACAAGAGAGUACAAGAAGCUGCCUGCAGUGCCUUUGCUACUCUAGAAGAGGAGGCUUGUACAGAGCUUGUUCCUUAUCUUGCUUAUAUACUUGAUACUUUGGUAUUUGCGUUUAGUAAAUACCAACAUAAAAAUCUGCUCAUUCUUUAUGAUGCCAUAGGAACUUUAGCAGAUUCUGUAGGCCAUCAUCUAAACAAGCCAGAAUACAUCCAAAUGCUUAUGCCUCCAUUAAUCCAAAAAUGGAACAUGUUAAAGGAUGAAGAUAAAGAUCUUUUCCCUUUAUUAGAGUGCCUGUCUUCGGUUGCCACUGCCUUGCAAUCUGGCUUCCUUCCAUACUGUGAACCUGUCUACCAGCGCUGUGUGAAUCUGGUACAAAAGACUCUUGCACAAGCCAUGUUGCAUAAUGCUCAACCAGAUCAGUAUGAAGCUCCAGAUAAAGACUUCAUGAUUGUGGCUCUUGAUUUACUAAGUGGUUUAGCUGAAGGACUUGGAGGCAACAUUGAACAAUUAGUGGCUCGGAGCAAUAUCCUGACACUGAUGUACCAGUGUAUGCAGGAUAAAAUGCCUGAGGUACGACAGAGUUCUUUUGCGUUGCUAGGGGAUUUGACCAAGGCAUGUUUUCAGCAUGUGAAGCCCUGCAUUGCUGAUUUCAUGCCAAUUUUGGGAACAAACCUAAACCCUGAGUUCAUUUCUGUGUGUAACAAUGCCACAUGGGCAAUUGGAGAAAUUUCAAUUCAGAUGGGUAUAGAGAUGCAGCCUUACGUCGCUAUGGUUUUGCACCAGCUUGUAGAAAUCAUUAACAGACCCAACACACCAAAGACUUUGUUAGAAAACACAGCAAUAACAAUUGGUCGUCUUGGUUACGUUUGUCCUCAAGAGGUGGCCCCCAUGCUACAGCAGUUUAUAAGACCCUGGUGACUUUAUAUUUUUUUGUGAUGCUGUUGCAUCAUGGAUUAGCCCAAAAGAUGAUCUCCGAGACAUGUUCUGUAAGAUCCUUCACGGAUUUAAAAAUCAAGUGGGAGAUGAAAACUGGAGGCGUUUCUCCGACCAGUUUCCUGUUCCUCUAAAAGAGCGCCUUGCAGCUUACUAUGGAGUUUAAUCUCAUGUAUUCAAGCUGCAGUACCAUAAUUAGAGGUCCUUCAGUCUGGAAGACUGGGAGGAAGCCUCUGCACCCAGGGAAAAAUGUUACCCUUUACUGGGGGGAAGGGUAAACCAGUAGGGAAUACAGUACAAUCCCAAGCCUACUGGGAGGGGCGGGAGGGAGGUGUUGCCGUCACUGUAUUAAGCCGAUGUUGGGAAAUGUUUUAACAUCUGGAGCUUUUGUGGGUGGAAAUCUGUCUCCUGUUACAAUUCUGCACUGGAUGUGAAGAUGCGCAAAAAAGUUUGUUCACAACAGCACAUUCUACAAUAUUAUGGGGAAUUGUACCAAAAUGAAAUUAUAAAAUAGAUCUAUAGGGGAUAUGUAAAGAGAAAAUACAUUGUGUUCAUGCGAUAAAGGAAACAGAAGAAUGGCAAUUACAGACAGUUAAUGAUAUAACAAGGGGUUUCUGCAUUGUUUCAUCUUGAUGGGAUUCCUAAGUAUUGCAUGUUGAUGAAGAACUAAACAAAUGAAGUUAGUACAGUUAAGGUGAAGCUUGCUCCCUGUAUUAGGAGUAAGCACUUGCAGUAUACAAAUUUAAAUAACCCCAUAAUGAAGUAAUAAAAGCUAAAACAAACAAAUGAAGCAACCUGCAAGAUGCCAAAUGAGUCACUCCUUUUCAUUUCUAGUGGGCGGGGGGAAACGGGCAUUUCAGAAGAAAGAUUAAUCUUUUUAAUUUUCCAUUUAAAGGGUAGUAGAUAUGAUUUGAUGGUUGUGCUUCAUUAGAUUUAAUUUCUAGAGUAAGUCAUAAUUCUUAAUGUGCAGUUUAAGGUUCAGGCAUGCAUUUUGGGUCAUAGUGAUCAAGCAUAUUUUUAGUGGGAAAGUUAGCAUGCUUGCAUCAAGGAGUGAGAGUGGUAAACAUUAAUUACCUUGCGCCAGUUUUGUGUUGCAGUUUACCAAUUCGUGCAGUAUAACCCUGCAUUUAAAAUUCCUUGGAUUUUAUUUUUAUUAAGAUAUAAGUAUAAAAUACUGUAGUGACAAUUAGGCCUCAAAAUAAUUUUUAGGAUCUCUUAGGAAUAUGAUUGAUAUUGUAAUGUGUAACCUGCACAAUGUGGAAAGCAGAUAUAGCUGUGCAAAAUAUUGACUGUGCUGUCAGUGUGAUGUGCUUUCUGCAUGGUUAUACUAUUAGUGAUUUUUAUCAAAUCUUCUAAAAUGAGUUAUAAGGUAAGACCUUAGUUAAAGGUUACAUAAAUGUUAGUUGAUGCCUAAAGACAAUUGUAGAAAAUUGAUGAUAUGAUUGCUACAUUUCAGUGUUUAUUCACACCCAACAUAUUUUAUUAUUCCCUCCUCCACAAAGCAUGAUCUUAAGAGAUGAAUAAGUUAGUAUAUAUAAAGCAGGGUAUCUACACUGUUGGCGCAUGUUGGGGGCCCAUUGUGUCCUAGAGAGACCACAGAAGGGUGCAGGUUAAAAGCUAUAGAGUGAAUGUUCGUUUGGAUCCUUUUCAUUUCAUUUGUUUAGCUUUUCUGCUUCCCUUUUCUAUUUGCUUGUAUUUCUGUGAAUAAAUCCUUGUUAAGUUUACCUUUUACUUUUCUUUCCAUGUGUAUUUUCUUAUGUACUGUGAAUGUGAAAAUCUAACUGGUACACUUGAUUUUGUGUUACUAUAAAAGUGAAAGUGUGAUUAAUUUAGACUGCAUAAAGAGUAUCCCAUGAUGAUAAAGGAAAAAUGGAAAGACAAUAACUCUGCGGGUCAGAGAAAAAGCCACACUUUUCCAUUUUCCCUUAAGUGCUGCAAAAUUAAUCUGUGCAAAAAAAGAAAAGAAAAGCCAUAACAACCGCCUUACAUUUUAGCUUCUCACCUUUACAUUGAAAAAAAAAACAUACUGGAUAACCGUUUUCUAGGGAAUGAGUGUAUGAUUUUGAUUCUUUUUAAGGUCUAUUGUAUGAUUUAGCCAUUGCACUGAAGAUCAACCUUGUAUGAGUGUGAAUUUAUGAAAUGUUAUUUCAGGCUUUUUUAAUGCAUGGGAGCAUGCACAAGUCCUAUACAUUCCUUUUUUUCCUUUGUAAAUUUCAUUGGGGUCAAAUAUGUUUGAAAAUGAUUUAUUACAAUAUGUCCUGUAUAAACGUCUUAUGAACAGGUUUAUGCUACUAUGCCAUUAAAACCACUGGAAUAAAAUUGCAUAUAGUGAUCUACUUUCAACUAACUUGUUGUAUUGGAAGCCAGAACUUUCAGCUGACCUUUGCUCUAGCUUUUUCAAUUAAGGAAGUAGAUUCGAAUUCCGAAGAAAGUAAAUCUUAACAUUUAUUAAAGCCAGAACUUGACUUUUGGCAAGACUUUACAUUUCUAUAUGGAAUUCUCAAAGACAAAAUGUUAUUUAUUUUGGCCCUUCUGUUGUUGAAUUUGAUAGUUGUCGAUAACAUUAAAGAUUAGCGCAUAGAAGCUACUUAUAUAGAGAGAUAAUUUUAUUACAUGGGUUAAUAUAAAGGGACGUGACUGUUUAUUGUAAUUUAGCUGAUCUCACAGAAAAGUAACAAAGCAAUACUGCAGUUAGAAUUAACAAAUUAAAGCUUCAUAGCAAACAAUAUUCAUAAUGAAUAAAAUUACAAUAUACUUGCAGAAGCUGCUUGGUAUAGAAUUUGAGGUAAGGAGAAUUUAAUACAACACUAAGUUGUAAAUCAAAUAUAUUGCAUCAUGGGAUAUAUAAAACAUCUUAAUUCUUUUUGUGUAUUCUCGACAGUUUUGAAUGUUGGUUGAAUGUUGUUCUGUAGAAUUGUAUGUUUGUCUUUGUUACAUUCCAGUGUUCUCUGCCUCUUGGCAUGCUACAGGCACGGCUUACUAAAUCUGCUCUUUACACAGUGAAUUAAGUGCUUAGUGUGCUAAACUACAGAAAUAGCCGCUGCUAAGUGAUGUAGAUUUUCUACUUGAAUAUUUUUGUUGUAGAAACCUCAGGAGGUCAGUGUUUACUGUUUUAUAUAUGGCUUUGUUUUCGUGUUGAAGGCCCCUUUGCUUUUUGAAGGAUUCUAACAAUGAACAAAGCUGCUGAUCAACCUAAGUUGGUAACAGAAAGUAUAUUUAAAUAUAUAUAUAAAUAAAACUAUCUCCUUUGCAGUUCAACUUGGUUAAUGUAGAAAGAGUUUUUGAUGGUUGAAUUUGUGACUAUUAAGGGAAAAAGUCUUACCUAACGUCUUUGUUGCAUUUCUUUAAAUUGAAGGGGAAUGGAUAACGUUUUGUAAGAUUUUUAUCUUUUUUUUUCUAAGCUGGUAUGUAGAAAUCAGGUCUUUGAUCUAGAUUUCAGUGUUUAAUGGUAUUUAAUUUGAAGUACUAUACAUUUCAGAGGACUCAUUUCCAAGUAAGUAUGCUUAGGACUGUAGUCUUGGUUUAUUGCCAUGCUGAAGAUGAAGUUGUGGUAACUUUCAUAAAAUACAUAGCCAAUAGAUUUUUUUUAAGUAACGUUACUUUUGUAAUAAACAAUAUUGACACUGUGAUACUUCUUUUUCUUUAGCAUUGGCAUUGAAGUAUUUAAGCUACAUAAAUACUGUGUAAUUUAGAUUUAUACUAUUGUAAGAGGAUUUCCAAAGCUGAAAUUUCUGUUAUUUAGAUAAGAAAUAUUCAUACUAGUUUUAUCUCAGGUAAAUAAUCUUGUACCCUUUUAUUUAGAUAGAGGCUUAUUUCAUAAGAGUACCAGUUUGUUCUUCAUAUAGAACUGCCUGAUGUCUUAAACUUUCAUAUCUAAAUUGAGUUACUAUGGGACAGCAAUUACUUAUUUUAUUCAUAUUGAAUGUAUUAACAAGGAUGUAUAACAUUCUUUUAAAGAGAUGAAUGCAUCUGUAUGAAUAGUACCCAGUAAUCACCAUAAAAGAGACUUUGUAUUGUGCAGUGCAAAGUUAUGUUCCUGAUGUAAAACAAAAGAGAUUAUGACCUGGAAUAUGUUCAUAUCUAAGUAGCCUAGGCUUUUUGGGAAUAAUGCAUGCCUAGAGAAAAAACAUGAAAAUUAUCCUUUUUUCUGAUAUAAACUACUAUAUGCCAAGCAGUAAUCUCUUAAAUUAACAUUGCUGUUUGUAUGUGAAUGAUGUACUGUGGUAAACAUUUGGCUCUACGGUAUUUUGAUUUUGAGGUGAUUAGAUUAACAACGUGACAGUUUAAUACUGCACGGAAAUUUCUGAUGUUCUUAAUUUAAAAUGUCUGCAAUUUAAAGCUAUACUCUUUAUACUUGCUUGUCAAAUCAAAUCAGUGUUUAGGCUGUCCUGAUUGAAAUUUUAAUAUGGGCAUAUACAGUGCAGUUUCAUCACUAAAAGACAGUGAAAACGUAACAGAGAAACUUUAAUAGUUAUAUUAAAGUAAUUAUUUGAUCUUAUUUUGCUGGAUAGAUGCACUUUUAAACAAGAUAGUUAAACUUCAAAUUAAUUGUAGCAUUGAUGAUAUGUUAUUUCCCUAACUUUCCCCACCUAAUAACUUGAUUCUUGUGUGACAGUUCAUUUUAGAAUCAGUACUACUUUUGUAUGUACAAUUAAAACAUUUUGGAUGGCACAUUUUUGUCUUCUUUCCCCUGAAGACACUACACUUUUUCUCCUAAUCAAGUUUACCAUAAGGUUGUUUAUUUGAAUUGGAUUACUAACGAGAGUUAAAUAAUGUAGUCAGAUCUUUCUGCUGACAACUUAGGUUGUACGAGUUUGCUUGAAAGCAUUAAAUUGGAUGUGUUUUCCAUAUGUGUUAGAAUAUUCCCUUCAAACAUAUCCUUCAGCAACUUCUCAAACUUUAUUAAGUUGAUUUUUCUUGUCUGCCUCUGCCAACAAAGCUUCAUUUUAAACACAAUAUGGUUUCAAUUUUUGAUAAGCUGCUGAAUUCUAAAGAAUUUUUGGGGCCACUAAAUAUUUUGGAUCAUGCAGAGAAUAUAUAUUGUAAUGUAGUAAUUUUGUAUUUACAUUUGUAUGAUGUGAUAAUAGAUGUGAAUGUUAAUCACUGCUUGACUAUGUUAAUAAAAUUCGUUUAAAUAGA
Molecule: messenger RNA, 7683 nt
Organism: Thamnophis sirtalis
Lineage: Eukaryota; Metazoa; Chordata; Lepidosauria; Squamata; Natricidae
Source: RefSeq, a predicted model, not a curated record